Molecule: messenger RNA, 1014 nt
Organism: Eruca vesicaria subsp. sativa (arugula)
Lineage: Eukaryota; Viridiplantae; Streptophyta; Magnoliopsida; Brassicales; Brassicaceae
Source: the annotation of a GenBank genome assembly
AUGACUCUAGGCUACAAAAGUGUAAGAGGAUCGAUUUCUCCAUCUAGCGAGCCCUCUAAAGAAGGUGGCAUGCUUGGUUUCAAACCGAAAGCGUUGUUUGUGUUCGGAGACUCGUACGCGGACACCGGUAACACACCAAUUAUUGUCUCCCCCUCAUGGAGGUUUCCAUACGGAAUCACUUUUCCGGGAAAGCCUACCGGCCGGUUCGGUGAUGGUCGUGUCUCAACUGAUUAUCUCGCGAAGCAUCUUGGACUUAAAACGCCGAUUGCAUACAAAUGGAGGAGGUUCGCACGACCGAGACAAGUUGUGAAUAAUGGAAUCAAUUUCGCAUUUGGUGGAGCUGGCGUGUUUGAGACAAUUUUCACAGUCCCCACCGCGAGUAUGCAGAUCAAUUCCUUUGAACAACUUCUCCAGAAAAAUGUUUAUUCACCGGCCCAUCUCAACUCUUCCGUAGCUUUUUUCAGCUUCAUCGGCAAUGACUAUAUCAAGUACAACAUAUUCAAUGGUACCCCGGAGGGCCGUCCAGCAUUGAUAAGGAGAGUUGUGAAACAAAUUUUGUUGGAUGUAAAGCGAAUUAAGGACUUGGGAGUGAGAAAGGUGUUUGUGGUUUUGUCUCCCCCACACAAUUGUGUGCCGUUAUAUUCCGCUUCUAAAGGCUGCAACACUAGUAACCCGUUGACGAAGCUCCACAACCGUCUUAUCCGGGAAGGAUUGAAUAAACUAAACGGUGAGAAUAAUGAUAAAAGCUUCCUCAUGCUUGAUUAUUACAAGGCUUUCAUGACCAUAUUCAAGUAUAGAGGAGUUCCAGGGGUUUCAACAUUUCCGGAACCAUUAAAGGCAUGUUGUGCGGGAAGAAAAGGAGGAAACUCUUGUGGAGAUGUAGACAUAUACGGUAGAAAAUUAUACAGUCUUUGCAAAGAUCCAAAGUCAUUCUUCUUUUGGGACAAUGUUCAUAUCACUGAUGAAGGAUGGCGUUCUGUAUUUUCUCUUCUCCUACCUGAUUCACCAUUUUAA